Messenger RNA from Dermatophagoides farinae (American house dust mite), 2735 nucleotides. RefSeq lists its product as uncharacterized. Lineage: Eukaryota; Metazoa; Arthropoda; Arachnida; Sarcoptiformes; Pyroglyphidae. The record is from RefSeq and is a predicted model, not a curated record.
AAAGAAUUAAUUGGCUAAUUAAUCAAUUGUUUUUAUUUUUGGCGAAAUUUUGGAUCGAAUUUUUUUUUCACCAAGUUUUCAUUGUCGAAUCUGGGUAUAAAAUAUUCGAUCGAUUCCAUAGAACACAAUAUGGCCGAUAAGCAAAAUAAACGGACAAAAUCACCAUCAAAAGUUCAAUUAGUGAAAAAAAGUCCAAGUAUAACCAUGAAAAAAAAUCGAUCACUAUCCAAACAGUCGAUCAAAGGGAAAACGGCUAAAGAAUCAUCAACAAUAUCGAAAAAAUCUCGAAAGAAAAGCAAAAAUGAACGAAGCCAAAGUAAAAUGAAAACGACAGCACGAAAAACAUCAAUUAUAAAAACGAGUAGUACAAAUUUAGCUAAAUCACCACAGAACAAAAGUUUGUCGAAAUUGAUAAUAAUACCAAUCGAUGCUAAAUCGUCAAAGACAAGUGGUAACAAACAGUUGUCUACAUCUUCAAAAAAGACUUCCAAAAAUCAAUCCUCCACAAAGGUUGAAUCAAUUUCCAAACGGAAGGUGGAAGUAUCACACUCAAAUGUCUCAACAAAACAAUCAAAAACCAGUACUGCUUUACGACCAAGAAUGGCAAAAACUGUUGCCGAAAAAAUUAAAGAAAAACGAUCCAAAUCAAAACUUGAAACUCAAUCAGUUAAGGAAGGUAAAUCGAAAAUUCAGCCGAAAUUAUUUGAAAAGAGUAAAAAAUCGACAAAAACCAAAAAAGAUACCAAAAAGCAAAAAUCGAAAACAAUUGUAAGAGAAACUUCUAAAGCAGCUGGUAUAACCGAAACGAUUCUAAAAGUAUCAAAAAUUGAACCCUUCAAAUCAAAACCAUCCAGUAAAAAACUUGAGCUAUUUGUCAUAAGGAAAUCUCCCACACCCAUGAAUUCUGUGGAAGAACAAAAAUCUCAGAUGGCAUUGUUGAAAGCUGAAGCUGAAGCAGCAGCCAGAGCAGCGAAAACUUAUGAAGAACCUAAAUUUUUUGAAACAAUGAUCGAAACUAAAGUAGCAACACCAGAGACAAAAUCUCCACUUGUUGAACAUAUUACAAUCAAAACAACAGUAGUAGAGUCUAUCAAAGCUGAUAUCAAACCAAAAUCGUCAAAACCAUUACCAAGUCCGCCAAAACCAGCAUCUCUUCCGCCGAAACCAGCAUCUCUUUCGUCGAAACCAGCAUCUCUUCCGCCGAAAUCAGCAUCACUUUCGUCGAAACCAUUACCAAGUCCGUCAAAACCAGCAUCUCUUCCGCCAAAACCAUCAUCUCUUCCGCCGAAACCAGCAUCUCUUCCGUCAAAACCAGCAUCUCUUCCGUCGAAACCAUUACCGAUUCCGUCAAAACCAGCAUCUCUUCCGCCGAAACCAGCAUCUCUUCCGUCGAAACCAGUAUCACUUUCGUCGAAACCAGCAUCUCUUCCGUCUAAACCAGCAUCUCUUCCGUCUAAACCCAAAUCACUUUCGUCGAAACCAGCAUCUCUUCCGUCUAAACCAAAAUCCAUUUCGUUGAAACCAUUACCCAAACCGGUGAUGACAAAAACACCAGAAAGAUUUGAAUUGAAGCAAAAAUCAGUAACAAUAGUUAAAGCCAUCGAACCGGAAUCUAAAUCCAUGUCUGUUACGGCUAAAGAUGAUCAACCAGAAAGAUUGGUGAUAUCCACAUCCAAAAUAGCCACAGAUGAUCAACAACAGCCAUUGUUUCAAACAAGAACCGAAUUUCCUCUUUUUAUUGUAUCAUCUGUGCAGGUAGCCAAAAGUAAAGUUUCACAAAUUCCAGUUUCCCCACCGCAGCAAUUGAGUAAAUCCACACAAAUUACACCAAAAUCGACAAGUGUAAAGACCCGUACUUCAUAUCGAAGCGAUUCAACGAGAAAAUCAACAUAUGCCCGUUUUGAACGAACAUCCAUCUUUUAUCGUCGUCUUAAUGAUUAUCAUCGUGAUAGGCGAGAUGAGGCCAUCAUGAUUCCUUAUAAUCCAUAUCUUAAAGGUCGAAAAUUAUAUACAAUCCAUCGUGGUGAUGAAUUGGAUCAAGUUAUCGACAUCACACCGGGUCUAAUGUCAAGUCAAUCACGAAUGAAUUCAAUUCGACGUUCAAAAACUGAAGUAUUCCGACUCGGUGAUAGACGAAAUGCAGAUGUAUUUGAUGAUGAUCAUAAUAAUAAAUCAAUAUCAUCAGAACCAACACGAAAACCGCACAAAAUGGACAAACAACAACAACAACAAGAACAACAGCAACAGUUAACAACUACUACCACUUUAGCCGUAAAACAAGAUCCAAUGAUGAAAAUGAAAGCCGAAUCUAUGGAAGAACCAUCCAUAUUGAAGACGAUUGAUAGUUGUAACAGUAGUGAAUCCACUUCCAAGUCUAAUGUAUAACAAUGUUUGAAUUAACAACCACCUUACACACCCUCCUAAUGAAAUGUAUAUGAAAGUGAGUGAAAAGAAAAAUUCUGACGAUAAAAAAAAAAUAUGCCGAAUGUGUGUGUGUGUGUGUGAACGAACCUGAAAAAAAACUUUCUAGAAAAAGCAAAAUUUCUUAAAUUACUAAAUUUUUUAUUUUCCAAGUGGUAAAUUUUUUCUGCAAAAAAACAAACAAACAAACAAACAUUGAAGUGUAAAGCCUUCUUAUGAUGAUGAUGAUGAUGAUGAUGAUAAAUUGAACGGAUGUUCAAUCUAUUCUUUUUCACAUUUGGUCCGGUUUCAUUCAUCACACAAAAAAAACAACA